Pelagomonas calceolata is the source of this 741-nucleotide messenger RNA. The record is from the annotation of a GenBank genome assembly. NCBI's taxonomy places the organism in Eukaryota, Pelagophyceae, Pelagomonadales, Pelagomonadaceae.
GGUGUACGACCACUAGGAAGCGGCCUCUUGCGUCAACAGGGCUAAAAGCGGUAUAAAACGGAGCAUUUGCAAACUUUCUUGACACGGACGGCACUUCUUAAGUCACAUGUAUGCGCUGAGAGGUCACAGCGAGAAUUUCAGCUGCUGGCGAGCCCUAAUAACCGAGCUUCAUGCAUCUGCUGCAUAAGCCGGGCUAAAAGGCUGCGGCCAAGCGCUAUGGUGCCUCGCGAUCGUUUGUGGGAGCGCCGAGACGCGCUACCGCCGGCCCGGCACUGCGCAGCGGCCUCAGGAAUCGCACCGAGACAACUCGACGCCGCGUCGAGGUCGACACGCGCACGAAUAGCACCUCUUGUGCCACACAGGUAAAAAAAAAGAUGCUGCGAAGGGUCCUCCUCGCGCUCGUCGCGGGCGCCGCGGCGCUCUCCGCGCCGAAAACGCGCCCACAAAUCAAGGUCGCGCCCGCCGUCGCCGCCGCCGCCGCCGCGCUCGCGCCGGCCGCCGCGCUCGCCGACGUGAGCUUCGUCGAGGAGGUCGAGGGCGUCGCGCUCGGCUUAUUGCCGCUCGCGGGCAUCGCGGCCAUCGUCGGCGGCGGCGCCAUCGCCAAGCUCGGCCCGUCGCUCGAGAAGGCUGGGAAGAUGAAGCGCACGCUCGCGCUCGAGUACUCGGCGCAGAAGCGCUUCACGAAGAUGGACAAGCUCGACAUCAAGGCGUAGAUUUGCUAAGUAUUGCUGUUUCGAAAAA